Messenger RNA from Lymnaea stagnalis (great pond snail), 19169 nucleotides. The record is from the annotation of a GenBank genome assembly. Lineage: Eukaryota; Metazoa; Mollusca; Gastropoda; Lymnaeidae.
AGACUUCACAAAAGUUUGAUGCCAUGCAUUGUGUCUGCUGGUUGUGAAAGGUAUGCACAUGAACAAGUUUUUUUAUUUUAUUAUUAAAGUCUAUUUGGAUUCAGGGAAUAUAUAAUACUUCUUCAGGAUCUCGAGCAAAAAUGAGAAAUUGAUUAAUUGGAAAUAGUGGGAGUUGCUUGGGGGACAGCAGUCCCAAAUUAAAGUUUUUUAAGCCAUGGGUUAAGGAAUAGUGGUCCCAGAUUAAUGUUUUUUAGGAGGAUUUAAAAUUUGAAAUAGAAAUUCAGGGAAACAAAUAAUAUUUAUUAUUAAUUUUUGAUAGUCUAAAUUCAACUAGUAACUAAUUCUAAUGAGCAACAACUUAGGACAUAAUAUGCAGUAGAGAGUGAGAGUUUUUCCUAUAUUCUAGAGUCACAAAAUGACCCUUAAAAUACCUUUUAUUUAAUUCUUAUUACAUGACAUCAUAUGGUUGAUUAUCGAUUCCCUAUCUAGAAUCUUUAAGAACUUUGAAAGUUGUUUUUCCUAUAUAAAUGCAUGGAAUAGACCAACAACGGAUGUUGUAAAAUAUUUCUAUUCUUUAGUUUGCAGGCCACUGUACCUGACUCCGUCGUACGCUUGUUUCUUGGUGUUGAUGUUAUACAGGUUAAAAUUCUUAACUAUGCAUGCAAUAAAACAUUGUUUAUUUUUAAAACAGUGCAAUCUUUUGAAAAUUAUCAAUUAAAAUGUAAAAUAGUUUAUUUUAAACGGAAUAAAGUUCACAGACUACAGAGCUGAAAUUUUUUGUUUUUAAAUUUCUUGUUGCACCGUUUAGUACUGAAUCUAAUUUUAAAUGUAAUUUUAUGUAACUUAAAAAAAUUUUUGAAAAAUAUUUGCAGAGAGAAAAAUUAAACAAUAUAAGAAUUAAAAAAUGUGUAUAGAUUAUCGUUUAUAUUUCUAAAUAUACAGGAUUUUAAAAAUUAACCACUUCUUUUUUUUUGCAGUCACCCUUUAUGACAUUACUGCUUGAAAAGUUACCUGAAUUUUUAGGAGAUGAUGAGUAAGUCUUAAAUCUGAAACAUAUAAUAUAUAUAUAUAUAUAUAUAUAUAAUAUAUAUAUAUAUAUAUAUAUAUNAUAAGGCAGAUUAGUGUGACAUCAGAGAGGUUUUUAGCUGGUCUGGAGCUCUAAUCUCAGCAUCAUUGAAUGUCCUAACUUGAAGCCAAACAUGGUUUAAAGCAAAAUUCUGAAGUAUACCAGAACAAAGUUAUAACUGGUCCACUGCUCGAGAAUUAAACAGAAACUUGUCCAUCUCCCUCAUAAACAGCGACGAGGCCAUACCAGGCAGUUCCGGCUCAUACCAGCGAGACGCCAGUGUAGGAACUGCUCAUUCCUGCCAAAGACAAUCAGGGACUGGAACAAGCUUUCAAAAGGAAAAAUUGAGGCGACAACACUUGACGCAUUUGCAUACAUUUCCUCAGGCCUUCCAACCCCCCUGUGCUUGAUUCCCUCACAAAGUACCCCUUGUAACCAGUGAAAUAUUCGCAUCAACACUAGGCACAGAAACAUUGCUAAUCCCCUCUACAUGCAUAGGAGCCAAAUGAAUAAUAAAUUGAUCGUGGGCACUUAAUAUAUAGAAGAAGAAGUUACAACUACCAGUAAAUAUCUAUUAUAUAUUAGGAAAUAUUUUACUAUUUUAUAUGGUCCUAAUAUUCCUUUAUUUUUUGUUCAGUUUCAUCUUCCACAAUGGGCAGAAAAUUUAUAUUCCAAGACUUCUGCUCAGCCAGUUCCGCUUCUUAGAUAGGAUAGUUGAUGGCAAGGUAAGUUUCUGAUAAAUUACUAUUCGCCCACUAUGUCUUUAAUAAACUAAUGAAUUGUAUCUGCACUUCAGGCAGAGCAAUUGUUAAGCUCUAAAAUAAAUGUAGGAAAAAUGUUAAAAUUAAUGACAGUACAAUUGAUGAGCUUGCUUGGCAAGUGUUGCCUUUUAUAAUAAUUUUGAUGCAAAUCAAUUAAUUAACAUUUCUUACAAGCCAAUUUCUUAUUAUUUAACAAAAAUAUUUGAAAUAAAAAUUAUUUCAGUCAUCUGAUAGUAUUUUAAAUGAAAUGAGAUUUAUUUAUGCCAACUUAGCCUAAUGUUAUUGUUAUCCUCUAUUUUUUCCCACUUAGGGAUACAAAUUUUGUUUAAAUUAAUGCAUUGUUGACAAACUGACCAAAAAUAAAUCUUGCUUUCCUUAACAUGCUUUUCCCUGUGUUUUUCAUUACUGUAUUCUAGUAAAUUUGAAAUUUUGUUACUUCUGACCUUUCAUAUCAAUGAAAAUUCUUGGGCAGGAACUGACUAAAAAGCUUCUUGAGAUUUUGAGCAGUACCUCAGUAGAUGUCCAGAUUGAAAUAAUGGCUUGCAUACCUGACAUUGUGGAGGAUUCUGAACAUGGGGAGGUUGCCCGUAAACUCAGGUACUUCGUUUCAACUUUUAAAAUAUCGAACUUGAUGACAUUUUUCUUUCAUUUAACCACAAAAGUGAACAUAUUUUAUGGAAACAAUCACCCAAUCACACUUUCUUAAUCUUUACAGAGAAGAACUCAUGGGUAACAAAGACCUUACCUGCCCUGUGAUCGAUGCCCUGACUUACCUCAAUAUUUCAUCAGAUUUGGUCACUGAGGUAAAAAAUCAUGAGUUGUCAAUACAAUUUGUUUGUAAUUGGGUUUCAACUAAAAAGUGAGAGUGUUUAGUGCCGACUCAAACAUAUUAGUACGCAAAUGUUUUCAUUGAAUUUUAAUUUUAAUCUUUCUUUAACCCAUGAACUGUGGCAUGCAUCAUUCUGUGGUGUGGAGCUUUUCAGAGCAUUUUGAGUGCCUUUUGAAAUUGCAUUAAAUGACAUAGAAAUAUUGAUACAAGACCCACAUAAGUAUUUAUUUUUAGAAAUGUAAAUGGAUGGGGAUAAAGUUGGCCAUAUUGCCCACCCCGUAAAAAAAAAAUUUGCUCAGUGUCCUUUACCUUGGAGUUCUCAAGAAGAAGAAAAAUCAACAAAAUGUCUUGCUUUCAAGUGCUCAUAACAUCAUUAAUUUUUAUAGAUACACUUAAAACACAAAUCUAAAUGUUGUAGCCAAUUCAUUUAUCUUUCAGAAAAUGUAUAGUUUGCUAAGGUUUUUAUUGCUAUUAAACCUCUGAAAGCAAUUUUAGUAAUUUUAGGUCAUUUAUAUAACAAACUGGGACCAAAGCUAAAACCAAGUACAAAAUGCAAAUCUCGGGUAAAAUAUUUAUCAUUUACUAGUAAAAAUUUUUAAAGGAACUGUUGAACUGAUUUGGGUUGUUUAACUAUAAAAUUUAUUAGUUCUGAACUAUAAUCUGUAGCUUCUGUAACUAAAAUUUAGUCAGUCCUUGCUCAACCUCCGGGCCUGGCUCGAAGUCUAACAGUAGCCUCAGUAGGCCUACUUCAGUAUCACUAAGACUAGUAUAAAAUUCACGAGAAGAAGAAUAUCAACUGAUAUUAUCAUGGGGAAUGUUAAAAUCAACAUCAGUAUCACUUAAAACCUCUCCUCAAAAGCUUUAAAACAUAUUACUAUUAGUUCUUGCACUGAAUGACCCCAGCCAUGGCUUCAACCAUUUUAGCUUUAAAAAAAAAGCGAUAUAAAACUCUGAUUAAAAAGUAUUUAUUUUUAAGUUAUCAAGAAAUAGCUUGAACAGAAAGAUGAUUCAAUUAUUCAUAAAAGGAAGUGGCUAUAAUUCCAGUUAACUAUUGGAUUGGAAGUUGCUAUAGGACCGUGUUUUGUAUCAGCCGAUUUUUUAGGCCGCCACAGUGCAGAACCAGAAUGGCGGCCGAUUUUACAGUUCAUGGGUUAAGGAAUGCCAUCUUAAUGAACAAUAUAAAAGAACCAAUUUAAUAUUUUAAAUUUGUCUCUCAUUAUUUGCCUAGAGUUCCAAAUAGUUUGAGUAAAGCCAUCUGACAUUCAGUUUUCUUUCCAUGAUAUCUAACUCAAAUCCCCAUCUUUAUUAACCUUAUCUACGCAGUCUUCACUGCAUUGUAGUAACCUUUAAGUUUCCUUAUAUUUUUAGUUUUCUUUAUAUAUAUUUUAAUUUCCAUUAUGUUUCGUUUUAAUCUCGAACGCAAAUUGUGUGAUUUCUUGGGACACUUCUGCACGCAAUUCAAAAUGGUGUCCUCGCUUCUAUGCUUUCCUGUGUACUUUGAGUUGACUUCCAAGUUCCUUCAGCUAAGUUUAUCUUUAUGUCCAUCUUUGUCUGGUGUUGAAGACUUUUUUGUAGAAAAUUUCUUGUUUAGUUUUAUCUUCCAGGCUUUCACCUACUCUGUAUGUUAUAUUUUGUAUUGUUUUAACCUGAAUGCAUCUCUCAAUAAUACACUUGUUUUAACUUGUUAUCUGCCAUAAGCUGCUGGUAGCACCAAACAUUCCUUCUAUCUUUGCCAGAGCCACUGUGAGCUUCACAGUUUGUUUCAUCGUAAAAAUAGUUAAAUAUUUGCAUUGUUAUUUUUGUUUAGGUUUGAGAUUUUAAUUUACUGAAAGGAAGUUAAUUUUUUUAAAACACAUUGGACAGUCAGAAUGCAAAAAUGUUUUUUUUUUGGGGUCAUAUAUAUCAUAUUUUGAGUGUAGUUAACAAAUUAACAAGGUUACCAAAAGCAAACAUGCUGUAAAUAAGUUGGAGAUAUGUUUAUGCAACCGUAGAAUUGUCUAAAUUCAGAAACCUUUUCUAACUUGGUUUAGCUCUGAUUACAUAAAUUAUUAGAAGUGUAAAAAAUAAAUAGUUUUUGCAUAUUCGAAACAUGAAAUUUGAAAGUAAGUUGGUAAAUUUUCAUAAUAUUUUAAUGCUUUUCUCAGAUAAAAAAAUAAUUAAAAAUAUUUUUUAACAUUUCUUUUAGAUUUAUCUUGAAGAAAAUUCAUUUCUCUACAAAAUGGUAUUACUUUAAAAAAUGUGUUAAUGAUUAUAUAAAUGACAACUGAAUUUAUACUUAGAUCUGCCUGUGGGAAAUUGACCUUUAUUCAGCCACACACAUUUUUAAAUGCAUUAGCUAAUCAGUUAACAGCAAUUUUUCCACAUUAUAAAAAGGUAUUAUUAAAAACUCAUAACUUUCUCCAUUGUUGUAAUUUUUUUCCUAUCUCAUAGUACCGUAACUAAAACAAAAAUGUAAAAAGUAAGUGUGAUAUUUCUUACCUCUAUGCUACAGAUUCGCACUUCAGUGCUGGAUAUGCUGAAAACAUUCAGCAUAAAUGAUCUUCCAAUUGUCAUCAAUUUCUUGCUGGAAUCGGUCACCGCACAGGAAGCUCUGGAAGUGAGUUUUACAGAUUCUUAUUAUAAUUUUACGUGACAUUCCUAUGUAAAAAAAAAAAUUCACCCCAUCUCUAAAAGAACUCUAGUUACUGUACUCAAUCCAGCCAACACACUGUCUCUAAAGAGCUCUAGUUACUGUACUCAAUCCAGCCAACACACUGUCUCUAAAGAGCUUUAAGUACUGUACUCAAUCCAGCCAACACACUGUCUCUAAAGAGCUCUAGUUACUGUACUCAAUCCAGCCAACACACUGUCUCUAAAGAGCUCUAGUUACUGUACUCAAUCCAGCCAACACACUGUCUCUAAAGAGCUUUAGUUACUGUACUCAAUCCAGCCAAUACACUGUCUCUAAAGAGCUCUAGUUACUGUACUCAAUCCAGCCAACACACUGUCUCUAAAGAGCUCUAGUUACUGUACUCAAUCCAGCCAACACGCUGUCUCUAAAGAGCUCUAGUUACUGUACUCAAUCCAGCCAACACACUGUCUCUAAAGAGCUUUAGCUACUGUACCAGACCUGUUUACUCUUACAAUUUUGGCAUACAAUGUAUCAUUUUGAGAUGUCUUUACAAUUGUACCCCAAGACCUUCCGCAACUACUAUUUUAAGAGAAAUAGGCUUAUAGUAUCUUUAUUUAUUUAUUUUUAAGCCCUUCUGUUUCCUUAAAAAUCAAUUUCAAUUUACUUGAAAGGUGUAGUAAAUGAUGUCCUCUUUGAAUAAUUAAUUCUUGUAAGUAUAAAUUAAAUUUACAUCAUUUAUGUAAAUUUAAUUUAUACUUAUUUAAUUGUCUUUUUCUUGUACUGAUGAAGGCAUGUGCCGAAACGUAUACUUUUGUACUCUGUAAAAUUAUUAUUAAUGCUUACCUUAUUUUGUUAUAUUGACACAAAUUGUUGGUGUCCAAUUAAUAAAUUUCAUCAGUAACUUUAUAUUUGACAGACAGUGAUAAUGUGAUCUGCACGUUCACCCACAUAUUAAUUGGUAUCUAUAGCAACCAAACAUCUGCAGAUUGCAAUAUAAACAUCAGUCAUUGACAUUUGGAAGUUACCUAUUUUGACUUCAGCUUAACUCGACACACGAUGCAAGCAGUUAUUAAAAGCAUUAUAUUCUCUGUACAUUUAUUUAUUCACUACUAAGAUACUGCACUGUAUAAUUUUGAGACCAUAAUUUAAGAUUUCAUGGUAAGCAGGUCUACUGUACUCAGUCCAGCCAAUGGGCUCCUUAAGUGUGGCUCACUUUCUUUUCAGCUGAAUCUGUUCAGUUUUGUCAGCCAGUUUGUAAAUUUGUGUUUUAGGUAGUGAAUGAAAUUAGAGCUGGUCUUGAUUUCACAACAUCAACAAAACUACCCAAGGAGAAGUUAGAAAAGUGAGUACCGCAGAUACAUUGAGUAAACAUUUUGAAUACUUAAGGAAACAUUUAUGAAAUUAACUGCUAAAACUGAAGGGGGUUUGCAUCUUUGUGGGUUUGAACAUCUUGACGUGCUAAACUAGUGCAAUGUGUCAGUGCAAAAAAUUACCAUUGUUUACAUAAAACCAUUCUAAUCUAUUCAUAUUUUGAAAUGGUUGCUAUUCAAUAACUAACAUAGGGUGUGCAAUGUAUUGUUCAUUGGAGAUUGGCAAGCAUUUCCCCCCCCCCCCUUACCUUUUUUAAAAAUUAAAUCAAUAAAUAGUUUAUAAUUUAGGUUGUGUAAGCCUUAAAAGGGUGUGACAUGUGCUAUAAUAUUAACCAAUUAUCAACUGAUGUUAUUGAUAACAGGAUUAAGACAAGUAUCAAGUUGACUAUAGAUGCCCUCAAAAGCAGAAUGCAAUUCAAAAGAGCUGUUGCUGAAGCCUGGUUAAAGGUAAAAUAAAAUAUCUUAAAUUGUCUUCAAAGUUAUUACAUUAUUAUUAUAUCCCAUCCUCUUUCUGCUUAUAAAGAUACCAAUUCAAGAUAUUUCUACUUUUUGCAGCAAUUAAAAAACCAGUUUUUAACCUUGGUUUAUAAACAGGUGUCAGUUGAACCAUUGUGUGGUCAGUUGAACCAUUGUGUGGUCAGUUGAACCAUUGUGUGGUCAGUUGAACCAUUGUGUGGUCAGUUGAACCAUUGUGUGGUCAGUUGAACCAUUGUGUGGUCAAAUGAACCAUUGUGUGGUCAGUUGAACCAUUGUGUGGUCAGUUGAACCAUUGUGUGGUCAUUUGAACCAUUGUGUGGUCAGAUUCCUCAAGGGGAAAUAAGCUGAACUAAUACAAAAUAUAAUUUAAAUAUAAUGACCAAAACAUUGGCAUUUAUGUAAAGCAUUCAUUUAAAACUAUCAUAGAUAUAUGUAUAUAAUUUUUUUGAGCACUUGGCAUUUUUUUAAAACUAUUCUACACAGGCUCUUGAUGCAGCAAAAGAUUUCAAACCAAUUGACAUCUUUGUUCUUCUCAUCCUUCACUGGUUGAACAACAAGAAAGCUGUGGAAAGCCUGAUGAGAAACAAGAUUAGAAAUGGACUCAUCACCGAGGCCAAUCUUCACAGUACUAUAACAUCAUAUACCUCGGUAUGUCAUAACAAAACUAUAACAUCAUAUUCCACUCUCUGUUGUAACAGCGGUUCAAACAUAAUCUUCUGAUUAGAUACAUUGGUUGCUAUUUCAUGUUAAUAUGUUUCUGGUACUUCUUAUGGGGUCAGCUUCUUAUGAGAUUAUGUUACUUGGUUUUUUUUCUAUCACUUUUCUUAUUUAAUGAAGAUAUGUUUUCUAAAUAAAGUAUUUAUUGAAUUGUCUUGCAGAUUAUUAGAGAGUAUUUUCCUUCCCUUAUGUCCUUGGCCAGGGGACUGCUGCACUCACCAGAACCUUCAAUAUGUUCUAUAGCUUGUUCUAUAUACAAAAUGACUUUUACAGCCUUUGAUUCUUAUUGCAAACAGGUAUUAUUUUAAUUAAGCUAGAAAGAUUUUUUUAGACUCUGCAACUUUACUUAAUAAUACAAUUAAAACAAUAAUAAUUUCCUAAAACAUUAUAAUUUGGAAAUGACAAUCAUGGUAUUCUAAACUAAUACCUCAAGAAAAAAAACAAUACCCUUAUGGAAAUAAGUCUUUUAAAGCUAAACAUUAAAAAUAUUUACUUUAAAAAUCUGAUUAUAUUUCUACUAGUAAAAAAGACCAGACACAUUUCAGACAAACUAAUAGAAAGUUCUGCACAAUAUUAUUGUGGCCUACUAUAAAAUAAAACCAGAGAUUUGAUAAUCUACCAGAACCAGGAGAGGUUAUUAACCCCUUAAAAUGUAUAUUUCAGCCUGGAAAUAAUGAACCUUGAAAUAGCAUCCCUGACAUAUGCAUUAACUCACCCAAAACUAAACAAUUUUUCAAAACUGGCUGAAGCUGCAAAAAGCACCACUUUUGCUCCAGUUGCAUUACUUGGAGGUUUCACUGUAAUAUCAUUUUAAUCUUUUAGGAAAUUGUUGAAAGCCUGAUCACACACACUGGCAGUGGAGUUAUUGGUGAAAUAGAAGCAUCUUUAGACACCUUUGCUGAUCUUGUCAAAGACCAACUGCAGGCAAUGUCCCGUUAUGCUGCCCACGUCAAGGUUUGUUCUUAACAAAGCUGGGAAAUAAUGAAAAAUAAAGAAAUACAUUAAAUUUGUUUCAUAUGUAAUAGAUAUGAGUCAUUAGGCAUGGAAAGAUUUUGUCAUCUUUAAAAUAUUGUUGAACCCAAAAUUUUUACACGUAUUAAAAUUAAGGAUUAUCCUGGAAUAAAUAUUUUUUUUUUUUAAUUGAAAAAUAUAGUAUAGUUUGUUUGAGAGGAACCAAACUGAGGAUUAUAUUACUUAGUCUGUGAAAUAUAACUUUGUCUCAGAUAGUCCUCGACUGUUUGGAUCACAACAACUUGACAGUAACACAGAUUAAAAAGGUUUAUUUACUGUUGGCCAAGCUUGCGUUUCAUUCCUCUCAAGAGGUCAGCUAUUUACAAGUGAGUCAUUCUACUGACAACAAUUUGAGAUGUUUAAUUCAAUGCUUAGAUUUUUUAACAGAUUUAUUUUAGUAAUGCUAAAUAAAUAUGUUUAAUUGUUAUUAGUGUGAAAAUUUAGUUAGAGAUUUUCUGUUAAUUUAUUGAUCAUGUUAAAAAUAUCUUAAAUAUGCUAAAUGAAUGUUUCUGUUUUCAAAUUUAUGAUCUACAUCAAAUCAAAUUCCUUCUAAAACUCUUUACAAUGCACUGACUUUAUUUCAAAAUAACCACUGUCCAACUCAAUCUACAAUUUUUAUUUUGCACUAGGAUGACCUUCACAUAAUAAUUUGUAAGCAGCUGACGAGUGGCAAUCCAAAGUAAGUGUAUUUUUAUCAACAUUUUAUAGUUGCUUGUAAUUGUAACUGUCAUUUUAAAAACAUUUUUAAUAAAUGCCAUCAUUUGUAUGUUUCAGAUACAAGCGUAUGGGUGUAGUGGGAGCCCUGUCUAUAGUGCAUGCACUAGCUGCAAGCAAUGGAACAAGUACUGAUUUACCAAGUGACCAGUAUAAGCAGGUUAGUUAUCUGCUGUGUUAAACAUCUAAUGGAGGAAAUAUCAUUUGUUUAUGAUUGCAACUUUUGUUGUUAUCAUUAUAUUCACAAAAUUAUCAUCCAUUCCAUUGGCAUAAUGAGAGGUAGAGAUAAUGUUUAUGCUGUGCCAAGAGUUGGAUCAUGCUUAUAGGACUACAUUUAUGCAAUUAUCAAAGAACUGGUGACAAAACUAUCAUUAGAUAGCAUUAAUUUGGACAUGAGAAAAACAGUUUUGAAGAUAUUGUUUUUUCCUUCAGGUGGUCAAGUUGCUUGAGCUUAUUCAAAAUAACUGCAAGCGAGAUCCUGAAAUUUCAGCCUUAUUUUUAGACAGUCUCGCUGAAAUGAUUGGUACAGAAAAGCUCUAUGGCAAUGUGGAGACAUGGGUUGCUGAUAAUAUGACACAAGGUUAGUUGAUGGGUUGCUGACAGUAUGACACAAGGUUAGUUGAUGGGUUGCUGACAGUGUGACACAAGGUUAGUUGAUGGGUUGCUGACAAUAUGACACAAGGUUAGUUGAUGGGUUGCUGACAGUGUGACACAAGGUUAGUUUAUGGGUUGCUGACAAUAUGACACAAGGUUAGUUGAUGGGUUGCUGACAGUGUGACACAAGGUUAGUUGGUGGGUUGCUGACAGCGUGACGCAAGGUUAGUUGGUGGGUUGCUCACAGUGUGACACAAGGUUAGUUGUUGGGUUGCUAACAAUAUGGCUAAAAUUGAUGGCCAUAAACAACAGACCAAAGAGAGGGCCAAAUGACCAUGAGGAAGGACAGAAACAUCCCAAUGAAAUGUUUAUUUAAAAAAUUGGUUUUAUUUUUGGCUAUUUUCCAAUAGAACAACUAAAAUACAUCAUACAAAGACUAACAUUCUGGCUACUGUAAAAAAUUCAUGAAAGGUUAUUUGUCUUAAUUUCUGUAUAGUUCUAUAAUGAAUGUUUCUAAUGUGUUACCUGCAGUGUUUGAAGAGAAUUAUGUUGCUGAUGUGGAAGAGGAUGCGGACCUGAUCAAAAACAGCUUAUUGCCAAUAGAUGUCUUGUAUAGCCUGAAUAAUGUGACAGAGAGUACCAUUGUGAUAAACCUAAUACCUUUGGUGGAAAAGCUGAUGGAUAAAACACCACGUCAGCCAAUGGAGUGUGUACAUUAAUUUUGUGUUUUUAUCUCUCAUUUCAUGGCUUAAUUUUCAGUUAAGAGUUAUCUCAACCUAAAUGGAGUUAAGAGUUAUCUCAACCUAAGACUACUUUGACACAUUGCUUAUAAGUCAUAAUAAUUUAUUGCAGUCAAAUAUUAAAAACCAACUGAAGUAUUAGAAACCAUCUUUAAGGCAGCUGUAACUAAUGAGUUAUCCACUAUGUUUCAUACCAUGUUUACAAAUGUUGAGUAUGCUCAUAUAUUAUAACAUGGCUAAACUAAUGACAUUUUGUUUGUAAAUGUUUAUAUAUGCUGUUUUUCUUAACAGUUCAGCAACCAGCCCCCUGUGCUUAGCUCCACUGUUCCACCUGGUGGCAGUCUGUGAAAUGAGAAAGUCAGAUGGAGAUCUAGAGAAUAUUGAUGCACUCCUGGGCUGCCCAGUGUUGAUGGUAAAGCCUGAGAUUUAUGAACAGAUGAAGUCACUGCCAACAAAGAAGAAAGACAUUGUCUGUGCUGGUCUUUUCCUGUGUAUCAACUGGUUCAGGGAGGUUGCCAAUGGGUUUGCAGCCAUGUCUAAUGCUGAAAUGAAAGCAAAAGUAAAUGUGUAGAAAUUACUUGUUUAUUAAUUUAUUAACUCAUUCUUGGCGACAGUGCUGCUUUCGUACUUUAAUUUAUGCUCCUGAACAAAGGUGUAAUUAGUCAACAUUUCUUUUUGUUUGCUUUGAUGCCAUAUGACGAAAGUUUGUGAUAUAAUUAUUUUUUUUCUGUGAUUAACUGUGAUUUCAAAAAUAGAGAAAACUGCAGAUUCUUUCAUUUUUAUUAAUGCAUUCUCAGCAGCUCCACACAUCAGUUUUAGAUUUGACAUAUUUUAUACGAUUUGAAAUCUAUUUUUAGAAGUCACUGUGCUGCUGUACAAUUUUAAUACCCCAGUUUGUUUCCAGCACUCCUCUUCCCUUCUCCCAUUGCAGCUUGCUGUGGUUAUCAGACUAUAAUAUGUUAAUGGACAUAAAAUCAGUCUCCUAUGCUUAUUGCAGGGGUGGAUAAUCUGCCAUAUUAAAUAUCGUGGCCCGCUAGAUGUAUCACUAAUAAACUUACUUCUUCAUUCAGUUAGCGAUUAUUUUUAUUCUCGACAUAAAUGCACAUUUGAAAUAUUAAUUAUGUUUACAGCAUUUUUUUUACUGUACGCCCCAUUGGGUUGUACCUGUCCCUUAUUUGGACUGAUUACAAUUAAAAAAUGGUUGAAAUAAGUCAUCUUAAUUAAAAAUGAAAAAACAACUUUAAAAUUUAGUAACUAAUAAAAUAAAAGGAUUCAUAUAAGCACAUCUAGGUAGGUGGUAGAACUACAUUCAGGAAUAUGCAAAAGGGGAUCCCUGCAUUUUUAAUUUAUGAAAACCCUUCUGGGGAGGGGGCACAGGGUUAUAAAGAAAUCUAAAGUAGCCUUUUGUUAAACUCAAUAUUUAUAAAUAUAGUAGCACUAUUUUCUUUUUUUUUAAAAACUGUUGUUUCCUUCAACUCCAGGUGAUGAUGAGAUUAACACAGAUCACAGAAUUGAAUCAUAUUUUACAAAAGUGCUUGGCCUUACAUCCGGACUUUCAACCCCCAACUGCAAUAUUCGAUGUGGAUUGCCAGCCUGUCACAACGCCGUUACCGGGCCCUUCCACAUCAGGCGGUGAUAAGAAGGUGAAAAAAGCCCCCAAGAAAAAGAAGGGUAAAAAGAGCAUUGACCCAAUAGAUGAUGUGGAUAUUGAUGACACCAUACUGACACGCCAAUCAACAACUUCACAAGUUGCCUCUCAGACCGACCACCAAAAAACUGUAGACUUAUCCAAUUUCAGGCAGUACUUUCGUGAGCUUGAUUUCAAAGUGUUCAACAUUCUCAAUGCUGGCAUCAUCACCAGAGCAGCUUUAGAUUCAGAGAUGCACACAAGAGCAACAGAAGAGCUACAAAUAGGUCUGGCUGAGCUGCACUUUUUGCUGGAAGACUUAGCACUCAAGCUGAAGCACUCUCUCAUUGCCUCGGCUUCAAAGCGUAGGACAUUUUUUAAAGUGCGGACCUCAAAAAAUGUCGGCUACUCGAUGCUAGACCACUUUUCACCUUCACACAUAGCCACAGAGGCUUCCAAAUUGCUGCCUUGUCUGUGUGACCACUUGGAGAGAGCCUGCAAUUUCUUUCAAACCCUCAUCUCUGAUAACGAUGGCAUGGUUGAUGGUCCCAACAGAGGCACAGAGGAGGCAACCAAAAUGGCCAGCUGCUAUAAUGUUUUGUUGCAAUGUGUGCUGUCACUUUUCUCAUGGAAUGGCUUUAAUAGUGAAGAAAACAAAGAUCUUUUGAAGGAAAUGUUGAUGGUGAUGGGAAAGAGAAUGAGUGGAUCUUCAGAUCUGAGUUCUUUUGUGUCACUGCAAGAUUCACUAAUGUAAAAAUAUGAUCCACUUAUUCUUCCUUAAUUAUCUGUACUUGAAAUGUUUAGAUAUUUGUACACAUUUAACCCCAUCUACCUCAACUGAGUAUAAUACACUCAACAGUCUUUGAUUGCUGAUAUCUCGAGUCUCCUUUUAAUAAUCUUUCUCAUACUCUACCUAAUCCACAAGGUAGUAGAAAUGAACACCUUGUUGGAUGCAAUUGUAUAAAGCAUGCAAAAGUGACUUAUUUUUUUGGGCCCUAAACUUUUUUUCUAGAGUCCGUAACAACUGGGUGUAACCUACUUGUGCAUAAUUUAAUAGAAGAAAAAAACCGUCUAAACUGGCAUAUGAACAUUUUGGUUUGGUUGUUAUUUGUUUGGUUAUUUGAGUCUGUGUCAUCCAUGAAAUAGAUUUUAAAUUUUGACAAUAACUAAAUAAUCUGAAUGCAUUUGGGUACCAACAAUAAUAACAUGUAUUCAACUUGACAAACCAUUUCCAAGCAGUCACUUGUACACAUGGGAAAAUAGGGGCUCAACUUGCACAGAUUUUACAUUCAAAAACAGAACGGUCUAUGUCAAAUAAGUCCAAUAAACUUGCUGAGUUGAAGUGGUUUUGGGCAGCUGUUUGAAGUGCUUGUCGAGAUUUCAAAACACUGGCGAAGUUCUGCCUCACAAUAUCUUGGUGUGUUGGGAUGGAUUGCCUCUCCUUGGGAAAGGGUGAAGAAAUGUGCAACGUCAAUAUUGACUGUCUGUUGUCUUCAUGAGACAGUGAAUUAGUCGGAUAUGUAUAUUUAAAUGCCACUCUUGAUGCCAAGUCAAAAAUGUUGAAAAACACAACCAAAGGCCAUCUUUUACUUUAAGUUUUUUGUAUUCACAGAGAACACCUUCACCAUUUGGUCCCUGGCGAAUAUGCCUCCUUUGAUUUUGUUGUUAUUGUUCACAAUCCCUGGUUUCUUGAAGUCAGUUUCACUUUCUAUAUGUGGACGAUUGUGUUCAGGAGCAAUCUUUCUGCUUCAAGCUCUGGUAUUUGACGAAGUUGUUUCUAGUCUGAAAAAAAACACUGAUUUGUUGAGGGGCAGAGCCUUCUUUUGCUAGAAUCCCUUGGGUAGGAACAUCUUGUUCCGUUUCACUGUUCCAACUUGAGUGAGUCUGUUCUUGGCCAUUGGUUCUGCAAGUAGCAGGGGAAUGAAAUAAUAGUCUGUUCUGAAAUUGCGUCCACUUCCAUGCAAGUCCCUUGUGCGAGAAAUCAUAGCCUCUGGGGGAUGUUCCACCAUUUCUCUUUGCUGGCAGGGUACUUGCAUUUUCUUUUCCGAGAUAUGGGCAUCCUCUCAGAGGAUAGUUUGAAGUCGAUUAACAGUCACAGGCCCAGAAAAUAUAUAUCCCAUAUUUGUCGUGCUUGCUUGGCAUAUAUUGAAUAAAUCUGCACCGACCUCUGAAACCAAGCAGUUGCUCACCUACUGUGAUGUGCUCUCCAAGAACAUAAUAACUGGCCAAAUUACUCAUGAAUGCUUCUCAUACAUCUCUUAUUAUUAGAUCAAACAUGUCACGAGCUAUCAUACAGGAUUGAUCUAGUGUCAUUGUUGUCAAAACAAAGUAUGAAUCUGAAGUUUGCUGAAUCUUGUCAUUGAACAUGUUCCCUAAAAAUGUUAUUUCCAUCAACAUGGCUGAAUAAAAAGUCCACUGAAAUGCUGUUGAGAUGAAGAUUGCCAGUGUGUAGUAGUAGUAGGCAGCUAAUAAAAGCUUUCAUUUAGAUCAUUCCUGUGCCAUUAGUCUGAUCUUACUUUAUCACCUUCCCUGCUCGUGCAGUCAACUAUUGUUUGUAUUAUUUUUUUCAUGAAUGUACAGAAGACAUGCUUCAGUGGGAGAAACUAUGUGAUCCGUGAAUGGAGUUUGGUUUGAAGGCAAUGAAGGCAACUAAAUCAUGGCACAUAGUAAUAAAGAAAAUAACAUAAAGAGAACCAGAGGCGUGGCUAGAGUGGUUGGCGCCCGGAGACAAGAUUCAUUUUAAAGAGCCUCCCUUUCUUUUUUCAACUCUCAAACCCAUUUUUUUCAUCAAUUAAAUAAUAUCAAAGCACAUUUUGGAGCCCUUAAUUAGUCUGGCGCCCAUGGACAUCUGUCCCCCGCCUUUGAAGAGAACCAUUUACUGUGAAAGAAAACUAUGGGUGUAACCCAACCAGUUUCCGGGGACAUGGUAUACAAUAUGUUGAGUUGGAUAGGGUUAAGAGAAUAAGUUAAUAUCUUUUAGAUUGGGGCAGUAUUCCCCUGUUUUGUUCCUUUCUCUACCUUGUAUUAUUUAAUCAUAUUUAAUGCAAGGUUUUUUAAUAUUUCCAGUACUUUUAACCACUUUAUAAUUAGAUGCCCUACACUUGUGUUUAAUUUUUUUUUUUUAUAGAAUUAUUGAAAACUAAAUCAGCCAUAACUAUCCUUGAUUUUCUCCUCAAUAUUUGGCCAUUCUCUCAUGCCCAACUAUCUCCCCAUCCCUCGUGCCCAACCAUCUCACCAUCCUUCAUAGCAAACUAUCUCCCCAUCCCUCAUACCCAAUCAUCUCACCAUCCCUCAUACCCAACCAUCUCCCCAUCCUUUAUACCCAACUAUCUCCCCAUCCCUCAUACCCAACCAUCUCCCCAUCCCUCAUACCCAACUAUCUUUCCAUCCCUCAUACCCAACCAUCUCCCCAUCCCUCAUACCCAACCAUCUCCCCAUCCCUCAUACCCAACUAUAUUUCCAUCAAUAAUGCCCAACUAUAUUUCCAUCAAUAAUGCCCAAUCAUUACCAAUCAAUUUUUAAAAAUAUACAUAGAUAUGUUCCAAAAUAGCCAAAUACAUUUCAGGAAUUCACAAAUUCUAUGCAUUUGGCAUAAUUCAAUACCGUAGCUUUUAACAAUCCAAUAUAGGGGAAGUUUUUCCCUCUUGCAUCAUUUCUGAUUAUGUUAGAAACAUUUGACACAGCAUAGACCAACAGACACAUCUCACUCAGUGAAACCAUUUUUGUGCAUUAUAAUAGAAUAUUUUAUGAAAUUGAUGAUUACAUUUCUUUGAUAAGAAUGGCCUUCAAGUACUUUGGUAACUUGGUAGAAACGAGUCCAGACACUGAGACAGCUGCUACACUAAUUAAACUUCUCAUGGUCCUUGCAGACAGAUGUCAGAGUGAUGAUCUAAAUGCUAAAUUGGGUAGGUUUUUCAACUCCUUUUUUUUUUUUUUUUUAAUUUUGUUCAAAGGAAUUUUUUUUCUUUAAAUACAUUAAUGAAUAAUUUGAAGUUAUUUGUGUUGGACACUCUUUUAUUUCUUGGAAUUAACACUAUUGGUGAGUGAUUGCAUUUUUUUUUUUUUUUUUUUUUUUUUUUUUUAAUUUUGUUCAAAGGAAUUUUUUUUCUUUAAAUACAUUAAUGAAUAAUUUGAAGUUAUUUGUGUUGGACACUCUUUUAUUGCUUGGAAUUAACACUAUUGGUGAGUGAUUGCAUCAAACAACAGGUGCGACCCUGAAAAGCUACCUUGCAGUAUUUUUAAUUCCAUUUAAAUAGCUGCUUUAUUGUUUACGUAUAUAACACAUACUAUUAUUUGAUUAUAACAGCCAGCCAUGCUAAAUCCUUUCUGGGUCGUGACUGGCGAAAGCCAGAUGGGGAGCGAAUGAAAGGUGCCAAGCACAAUGAAGACUUGCAGGUGAUGAUCAAAGCUUAUCUGGAGUAUGACCCUGAACCUUUGCAAGCCUUGGAGGACGUGACAAAUGGCCUGGCUGAGCUAGUCAACCUUGACAAAAAUGGAUGCUCUGAAGACUUUGUCUCUCUCAAUAGGUAAGUUGAUCCAUUUGCUAUAUUGUAUCCAUGGGUAAGUUUAUGGAUUAGCACAAUUAUUAAAUUAAUUGAUUAGAGCAAGUAUUACUUGCAUCAACUCAAAGACUUAAAUAUAAUGUUCCAUGUAAAUACAGAAUUGUGAAUCCAGGCCCAUUCUAAAAUAUUUGUCAUUUUUUGUCUCCAUCCAACAAAAUACCCAUUGUAUUUUAUGUAAUAAGUAUUUUCAAUUGUUGUUACAUAGGCAGACAUUCACCAUCUUUUAUAAAGUGUUGCUUACUGAGCUGAUAUCAAACAUAAAGAGAAUCCCAGCAGGCAAGAAAAAUGACCCAGAAAACGUUAGAGAAGAUAGGCUGAUGAUGUGGACAUUGACCGUCAAAGUCCUACAGGUCGCCACGUCCCUCACAAAGGUGUUCAACGCCCGAGGCAACCUUGGAGCGGCACUCAAAUAUGGCCGCCAGUUUUUGGAGAUCUUUCUCAGACAAGCGAUGCCCCUGUUGGACGUGACGUUUCGCCGCCAUCACACAGAUGUAGAGAAACUGUUACGUUCACUUCAGCAGAGCACGAGAAUGCUUCAGCAUCUCUGCGGUCAUUCAAAGGUGAGUUUUAUCAAACGCUAUUCGGAAAUGAGAAAGAAUGUCACCAACAUAGCUAAUCAAAUUAUGUUACCUGACCGUAUGAAUUUCAAUUUGUCAAUGCGUACGAACUUCAAUAAUUUUCUCUUGAAAGUUAUUUCUAUUGAUACAUUAUUACUGAGAUUACCUCAGCUUAAUACUGAAAUUGGUAGUAGACUAAAUACAACUGCAAUGCAACCUUUAAAAGAAGAGGGGAAUUUUAAAGAAACUAACAGAAGAUUUGCCAAAAUUUAGUACAUAAAGAUAGGUAGCUGUUAAUCUAUUUCCUCUUAUUAGUAUUGAUCUUCUCAGCACUAGAAAGCUUGCGAUUGAUUCCAUUAAUAACACACUGGGCAUUGUGUACGAACGCACUGGGCCUUGUUUCCAGCCAACAUUUUCUAUCUGGAAUAUUCAUGCAAACUUUUAUUUGAACAGAUUAACAAGGACAUUGCCUUAACCAAUCAGGUGCCAAUGUUAAGAAAAGCCCUGGAAGGACUUGUCUUCAGGGUGAAGGCGAUGUUAACACUCAACAACUGCCAGGAUGCAUUCUGGGUUGGAAAUCUGAAGAACAGAAAUCUGAGGGUAGGAGAUCAUUCUUUAAGCCCUUGUAAUAUUUUAUGGUAACCCAACAUUGAAAUUCUAUUUCUAAAGAAUUUGUUUCCACAAAUUCUACUUAAGUCAAAUAGGCUGUAUUAAGGACAAUCGUUAUAGAGUAGAAAAACAUUCUUCCUUUUAAGACUUUCAAAAACAUUAGAAUUUAUAAAUUUUGUGAAAAUACAAAAUCAUUUUUGAUUUAUUUGGUAAAAUUUAAAAAUUGUUAAGAAAUUAAUUUCUGAAUGAUUAAUAUCUUUCACGGCGUAAAAUGCUUAUAAAUUAUUAAUAUAAAUAUUAUACUUUUGGAUUUUUAUCCAGCAGCUGUAACUUAGUAAGACAAGAGCGAUUUUUUGUUGACAUCAACUUUUCAGUUGCACACCCAAUGAGACUGCUGACUUCUGACUGCUGACUUUUGACAGCUGACUGCUGACUUCUGGAAGGAGUGUUGUUUAUUGAAGGUUAUCUGCUCCCCAAAAAUAGCUGACCAACUUUGAUAAUGAAUAAAUUGAACCUGUUACCUCUUGGACAAAGGCCAAGCAGCAUUACGAAUAGUCGAUAGGCUGGUUAUCAUAACCAGUGCUCCAUGAGCCGGGGAAACACUAACAUUACUUAUGAGCCAACAAAAAAAAGACUUGAAAACUGCCCAAACACCUAGCAGCAGUUGCAAACUUGGGGCCAUUCUGAUAAUUUAGGUGCGCUAAUAAGCUUAGAAGUUAUCAGUUGCUUGUGGGACAAAUUUUAUUUUUGAAUUUUCUCUUUGAUUUUCAGGGUGAAGUAAUUUUGUCCCAAGCUUCCAUGUCUAACACAACAUCCAACAGCGAAGAUGAAGGUGAGGACAAUGAAAAUCAGACGGCAGCUGCUGUAGAUGAGGAAGAUGAUAACGAUGAUGAUGAGGAAGAUGAUGCUGAUGAUGAAAGUGAA